Molecule: messenger RNA, 591 nt
Organism: Funneliformis geosporum
Lineage: Eukaryota; Fungi; Glomeromycota; Glomeromycetes; Glomerales; Glomeraceae
Source: the annotation of a GenBank genome assembly
AUGUAUACUAACUCUGCUAUCAGACCUCUCAUCGACAUCACAAAACGAGCAAGGGAAACGAAAAACAUACUGUUUUAUGAGAGGGAUAAAGUUCAAGAAAUAUGUGAAGAGAUAAAAGUUUUGAAACAAGCAACUGAGGAAAUUAACGAUACUGAGUCGACCUCUGAAGAAGUUCACUCGCCUGGAAAGUUAUGUGUUUAUAAUUCUAUGAAGGAAAAAGAAUUGAACGCGAUUCAAUUAUAUCAUUUUCAAAGGAUUCGAAAGAAUAAAGAAGCUGCGUGUAGAAAAACGAGUUUGCCUCAAAAUGAAUUCAAUAGAUUAACUAAAUGGGAACAAACAUUUUAUAAAAAAUAUGAACAACUUGUUGAUAAUUACAAAAGUAAUUGUCCAAAGUCUCUUUACUUUAACGAUGAAUUACAUGUACCAAAAGAACCUCAUGUGGUGGUUCGAGUGAUGGAAAAUCUUGAGGGAGUGAUGACUAAGAAUGGCAUUGUCGAAUUCCUUAAGGGAAGUCAGGCCGUGGUUAGAGAAGCUGAUUCCGCAAUUGCAAAAUUGAUAAAUUCGGGAUAUCUCAAAAAAAUUAACAAGUAA